Molecule: messenger RNA, 661 nt
Organism: Solanum verrucosum
Lineage: Eukaryota; Viridiplantae; Streptophyta; Magnoliopsida; Solanales; Solanaceae
Product: CASP-like protein 5C3
Exons: 3
Coding region: 131-598 (155 amino acids)
Cellular component (GO): membrane
Source: RefSeq, a predicted model, not a curated record
UAUUAUUUUCCCCAAAAUUCCUUUUCGCAUUCCAUUCACUCUGUUUAAAAAAACUGCACAUUAUUGAAUGUAUAGCAGAAUUCUAACAAACAGAAGAGGGUAAAUCGCUCUGUGGUGUGCUAGUGAUGAAAUGGAUAAACAGCCGGGGGCUAUGGGGACGAGUGCCGGUUUAGCUUUGAGAUUAGGACAGGCUACUUUCUCUGUCAGUUCGCUUCUUUUCAUGUGUUUUGGUGUUUCUUUCUUCAGCUACAGCUACGCUCCCUUCUGCUUCUUAGUGACAACCAUGGGUUUGAUAACGCCAUGGAGCUUGGGAUUGGCAAUGAUUGAUACAUUUUUAGUGUUGGCUAAACGUCCAUCUAAUCAGCGGAGAGUAUUGUCAGCUGUUGUUUUAGGAGAUUGGGUCCUUUCGGUACUGUCACUUGCCGUGUCGUGUUCCACAGCUAGUGUGGCUGAUUUCCUAAUUGCUUCUGGUAAUGUAUACUGCAGAGACAAUAUAUGCCUACGAUAUCAACUCUCUGCUGCCAUGGCUUUCUUGACUUGGAUUUUGUCAUCGGCGUCUUUGCUCUUCAAUCUUUGGCUUCUUCCUACCUUAUAUUAGUUGUGUGUAUCUCUGGUCCUGGACCCCUCCUGGUUGUCUCUUGAUUUAACGAAUAGGGAGUAA